CGCAGCAGAGGGCUUCCAGCCCUCGGACCAGCUCCGUGUCCCUCCCCCGGCCCCGCUCCAGCAGGUCCCUGCCUGGCUUGUGCUGGGGACCCCCGAGCUGGGCGCAGUGCUCCGGGGGGUCUCCCCAGAGCGGAGCAGAGGGGCAGAAUCCCCUCCCUCGCCCUGCCAGCCACGCCGCUCGGGGUGCAGCCCAGGAGCCGGUUGGGUUUCUGGGCUGUGAGCGCAUGUUGCCAGCUCGUGCCCCGUUUGUCACCUCCCCGGUCCUUCUCCACAGGGCUGCUCCCCCCGUCCCCCCCAGCCUGUGUUGGUACAGGGGGUACGGCCCCGACCCAGCGCAGGACCUUGCACUUGGCCCUGUUGAGCCUCACGAGGCUCCCACAGACGCACCCUUCCAGCCUGCCCAGGCCCCUGCCUCAGGAGCAGACCCACUCCUGGCUGAUCUAUCCCCGAUAAGCUCAGCUCCAGGGGCCGCCACAUGUGGGCUGAGACCUUUUCUCCUGCCUGACACACUAAGGCUGGGCCGUUCCACUGAGCCCCUGGUGCCUGCUGCCUUGCAUUCAGUGCCUUUCCUCUCCCUGUGUGCUCCGGGUCCUGCUUUGUGCCACGCUGGAAGUCUUCCCGCUCUGUGUCACCACUCCCAGUGCCGGGGAGGUGCUCUGGAACCAGGGGUGGAGGCAACGGUGCUGUCGCUCCCUGUCCAGUUAUGCUUCCUGCCACCCUGACCCAUGCUGGCUGCUCCGUCGUCGCCGCCAUCGCUCCUGCAGUUAGCUUGAACCUGGGUUUCAGUUUCUGCUGGAGCGUGGCGGGGCUGCGGCACGUGCCUGCCAGGCCAUGGCUCAGCCCAGGAGGCGGGCGAUGGCCUGAGCCAAGAGGCGGCCUGAAAGGGAAACGCAGAGUCCCUGGCAGGAUCCCCACUCUCCUUCUCCCCUCUCAAGGUCAAAGCGCUGCGGGGAGUGGUGACACAUGGCAGCUGAGCCGUCCUCCUCACCGGAGCACAGCGUCUGGCCCAUUUGCCCUUGGGAGAAGCGUGCUGGCCCCGUUCUCAUCCUGGCUCAGGCGUGGAGGGCAGUGCUGGGCCGGCCCUGGGUGGCAAAUGGUGUCGGGGCAGCUGCUCAGCCCCACGGCAGCCUGAGUGCCGCCUGGCUGCUGGUGUCAAACCCGGCAGUGCCGCGCGUCCUCUUGGCCUCAGUUUGCCACCGUGGGAUUAAUGGGGCUGGCUGCCCGCCCACCCUGACCUGGCGUUACGGAAGGGCUCCGGCACGGGAUCCCUGCCCGGGAUCUGGCUGGCAGGCAGCUCCCACAGGGAAGGAGCCCAGGCUGUGCCUGCGGGAAGGGAGUCGGCUCUCGGGGCAGCCAGAGGAGCCUCUGCCGGCUCCAGGGAGCACUCAGCCCUCGGAGGGCUGUGAGCUGGGAGGGAGAAGAAGGGGGAUGAAGUUGUAGGUCGGUUGUACUUCCAACUGGUACAGCUGCAGAGGCUGGAGGCAAGAGGCUCCUCAUCCUCAGGAGAGGUUAAACAGCCAAAAAUUCCCACCUGAGCACUGGGCUGAUGGCUCAGCGGCUCCCAGAUGUGCCUGUCGCCUGGGGCUCUGCAGCCCACCUACCUGCUCCCACCACCUCCCAUGCCUUCCCUGGUACUCGCUGGGGAUGGUGGCUGCUCCCCUGGGUGCCCCUUGGCACAACUGCAGGAGCUGGCAGCUCCAGACACCCAGUGAAUCGAAAUCUUCUUUUCCUGAGUGUUUUCCUAACGGCUUGGAGCUGGAAGCAGCAGGGGGGAGAUGCAAGGCCACAGCUGACACGGCCACGUGUCAGGGACUUCUGGUUUGGGAGGUGGCCCUCACAAGGCUGUGUCCUAGGGUAGAAGUUUAAAAUCGAAUGAAGGAAACGAGCAGUUUCUCUCAAACUUCCUUCCAGUCCCCCAUCUCCGUAGGGGUAGGCAGUGCUUGCCUGUUUCCUGGGUGGCUCUGCAGGGCCCGUCCCCGUGCCCCGGCUCCUCCCGAGCUGCCAUUUUACCAGAAGCGGAAUUGAAAGCUCUGAUGUGAAGCCGAGACCGGUGUCAGCUGCGGGAGAAGCGGGUCUGGGGCACCCCGAGGAUAGCCGGGUCUCCCUUGCGGAGGCUGGUCCUGGUCAGCGGAGAGCUGGCGGAGCCCAUCUGUCUGCUGGGGGGACAGGGAAAGCUGAGCCCUGAGAACAUCGCCGAGUUCGACCUGAAGGAUAUCUCGUACAGGGUGAAGAGCCCCACUUGCCAUGAGCUGGCGCUGCUCACCUCCUUGGAUGAGCCCAUGGUUUUUAACUUCGAGGAGGAGCGGGAGGCACAGAAGUGGUGGACGAUCGUGAGCAGCUCUCUGCGGGAGGUGCAGAAAGCCUUGGAGAGCACGCUGGAGUCUUAUGCCUCAUUUCUGUCCAUGUCUGCAAGCGGUGCCUCUGCGAGUCAGGAUCCAGAUGAUGCUUUUUGUUCGGAGCUUUCCAAGAAAGAGGACCUGGCACUGAACCUCGCCCAGGCAAUCGAGUACGGAGAUGAGGAGGCGGCCUCGCAGUGUGCCGUGGCCCUGGCUCGCCAGCAAGCCACGCUCAGUAUCCUCUGGAAGGAGACCAACUACCCCACGGAUCAUAUCAGCAUGAAGGUCGGCGUGGAGGAUGCAACAUCUUCUGCAAGCAUCAUCAUCAGGGUCCGCGCUCACACUACAAUAGGAACACUCAAGCAGCAGGUCUUCCACGAUUAUGGGUUCCACCCCUUGGUUCAGCGCUGGAUCAUCGGGCAGUGCCUGUGUGUGGAUGAACGGACCGUCUCCUCCUACGGCAUCCGCAGGGAUGGCGACAUUGCGUUCCUCUACCUGCUCUCGGCGAAGAUGGCCGAGCUCACCGAGGAGCGCUACGAGGAGGACCAGGCGCGGAUCAUGCUCAGAUCCAUCUCCUCACUGACUGACACCACUGAGGAACGGCAAAACGACAACACCCUGCCCAACACAUCUCCAAAGAAAGACUGGGAGAACGAGGCCAGCAGGAAGAUGGACAUCGGUGAGAUCAGCCAGCACUUGGACACGCUGCAGAUCAACGACCUUUUCAGUGCCCAGCCUGCUGCCACGAGCCUGCCCUCCCCAGUGCAGGUGGGCUGGUCGUGUCCAAAAUGCACCUUCAUCAACAAACCCACGCGGCCAGGCUGCGAGAUGUGCAGCACAGACCGUCCCGAGGACUAUGUGGUCCCUGGCAGCUACAAGCCAGACGAGACGGAGCUUUGGAGGAUGCAGCAGGAGCAGGAGGGGAUCCUACAGUACCAGCAGGCACUGGAGGCCGAGCGGCUGAAGAACUUCCAGCAGCUGCUGCAGCUGGAGGAGGAGGUGCUGGUGCCCAACCAGGAGGUGCUGGAGUGCCGCAUCUGCUACCAGCAGGUCCCCCCCGGCGAGGGGGUGCUGCUGCGCGAGUGCCUGCACAACUUCUGCAGGGAGUGCCUGCGCCAGGUGAUCAACUACAGUGAGGAACCAGAGGUGGCCUGUCCCUUCCGUGACGACUCCUACGCCUGCAGCAGCCACCUCCAGGAGCGGGAGAUCCGGGCGCUGGUGUCACCGGACGAGUACCGGCGGUUCCUGGAGAGAGGCCUGAUGCUGGCGGAGCGGCGCAGCCCCAACAGCUUCCACUGCAAGACCACCGACUGCCGCGGCUGGUGCAUCUACGAGGAUUCGGUGAACGAGUUCCGCUGCCCCGUCUGCCAGGCCCUCAACUGCCUGCUGUGCAAGGCCAUCCAUGAAGGGAAGAACUGCCGCCAGUACCAGGAUGACCUGCGGCUCCAGGCACAGAACGACUCGGCUGCCCGGCAGACCAACGACAUGCUGCAGACCCUGGUGCAGAUCGGGGAGGCCAUGCAUUGCCCCACCUGCUUCAUCAUCGUCCAGAAGAAGGACGGCUGCGACUGGAUCCGCUGCACCGUCUGCCAGACCGAGAUCUGUUGGGUGACCAAGGGGCCGCGCUGGGGGCCUGGGGGUCCCGGGGACACCAGUGGUGGCUGUCGCUGCAACAUCAACGGACAGAGGUGCCACCCCCGGUGCCAAAACUGCCACUGAGCCCUCACCUGGCUCAGCCCCGUGGGGACGGGGACCCACCGGAGGCAUUCGGCACCAGGAGCUGCUCUCCUCACGCCAAGGGAUGGCCCAGCUGGAGUUGGAGCCCAAGCAGGACCCGGAGACGUUCAUGGUCACAGGGCAAAGCUGCGUCCCACAGCCAUGGAAGGAGAGAGGAUGGACAUGGGGCAGGGAGGUGUGUGUGGGGGGGAGCCCUGCAUUGCGGGGGCUUCAUGGAGCCUCUGCUGGCAGCAAACCUCCCCCCCCCAGAGGGGACUGGUGCGGCACUGGCCGUCCCAAUAAAGCCAUCUACAUGCCACA
This is a messenger RNA of Falco peregrinus (peregrine falcon), 4373 nucleotides long. RefSeq names its product SHANK associated RH domain interactor (gene SHARPIN). Bases 2280 to 4055 code for a protein of 591 amino acids. Gene Ontology annotation, biological process: positive regulation of canonical NF-kappaB signal transduction; protein linear polyubiquitination; proteasome-mediated ubiquitin-dependent protein catabolic process. Lineage: Eukaryota; Metazoa; Chordata; Aves; Falconiformes; Falconidae. The record is from RefSeq and is a predicted model, not a curated record. Gene Ontology annotation, molecular function: ubiquitin binding; ubiquitin-protein transferase activity; metal ion binding. The transcript is spliced from 14 exons. Gene Ontology annotation, cellular component: LUBAC complex.